CUCUUAUCGUACACCCUCCGAGUCCCCCCCUCCGGCGCAUUCGCGAUUCCUCAGCUUGACUGCUUAGCCCAGAGCUGCUCGUGUGCCCUGGUACAUCUACAGGAACUAUGGCUCCCCUCAUCCUAUGCGACAACUGUCAGACAUCUCUACCACCCAACGACUUCUUCCACGCCCUAGAGACUCUCGAAGAUCCCUCAGAACUACCACAUUACCUCAAAGACAAAUCCAGUGUAGAUCAGCACCUCACCGACGUCCAGCGCGUCUACCACCAAUAUAAUGAAGAGCGCCGAAAGGCCGUCCUUCUCCUUCACAAACUCGACGAAGAGAUCGACUCCAUGAAGCAGUACAUGUCCCGCAUACGCAACAUACACGCCCCCUACCGACGUCUCGUCCCCGACGUGUUGUUCCGCAUCUUCACCUUCGUUGUUGCCGAUCGCGAGUACGCGCUCCGUGAUCGGUCCUCAACGCCGGUCGUGCUAGGACAGGUGUGCAGCCUGUGGCGCUCCGUUGUGCGCAGCAGUCCGCGGCUCUGGGCAUCUCUCGACAUCCGGCGACCCGUUACGGCGGCCGACGACUUCCCCUUCCGCGAGCGUAUCAAACGCGCAAUUCAGCACCAUCGAUUGCAGUCCACGCCUUACCCAUUGAAGCUCAGGAUAGGCCCACAUACCAGCUACGAGCUGCUCCUCGCCCCGCUCCUGACAGACAGCGACCGCUGGCAGGAUUGCAAAAUCGAGCAUGAGGAAACGCUCGUGCGCAUGAGCGAUCCUGACUGCAAACUGGGCGCACUUGUCAGCCUUUGCAUCCCCAGCGCGUUUCGCCAAGUACUGCCACCACUGCGCUUCAAGCAUGCCCAUGCCCUCCGGGAGUACAAGGGGCCUUUUACUGGUGUAUCUCUGCCAUGGGCACAGCUCACCACGGUGAACUUGGUCGCCAAAUAUUACGGCCUGCAUGAUUUCUUGGACUGUCUGAAGCGAUGCGAGAGCGCCACCUCCUUCACUGCCGAGCGCCUCCGCGUGCUCGCAAAUGACGUCGACCUUCCCGCGCUCCAUCUUCCCAACCUCCGCCACCUCGCCCUCCUCACUCUCGACAAGGUCAAGCCCCUCGCGGAGCUCGUCUUCCCCCAGCUCACCGCGCCCAACCUCACCUCCCUCGAGGUUGGGUUUUACAAUGUAAGCGGGUCACCCAGUACGAGCGGGCAAUGGGCGUGGAAGUCCAAGACGAGCACGGCAGCGCUGACCGACUUGCUCAAACGCUCGGGCGCGUCACUCACCUCUCUCACCCUCUCCUUCGUCGACAUCAAGACCACGGAUGUGAAGGCGUUACUCACCAGCUUGCCUGCCCUCGAGCGCCUUCGCGUCGCCGACGGCGGCGGGGAGAAGUCCACCACGAAUUUCGUCGUCAAGGCGCUCACCCCGCCAGUGUCGAAGUCCGCGAAGGGCGGUACCUGCGCACCGCUGCUGCGCGAGCUUGGGCUGCAGACGCGGUACGAUGUCGAUGAGGAGAAGCUGGUGAAGAUGCUGCAGGUGCGGUCCGUAUAUGGUGGAGGGUCGUUGCGGACUUUGAUUUUUGGCUUGUAUCUGGACGAUGACCAGGCGGAUUGGGCGAGGGACAAUCUGUCUGACUUAGUGCCGACUGUGUUUUUGAAGGUAUUCAAUGAUGCGGAUGUCUUGGCGGAUGUCUUGAUGUAUAGUAUGUAGUGGCAUACGCAGUCGCGACUUUGGAAGGCA
Schizophyllum commune H4-8 is the source of this 1727-nucleotide messenger RNA. RefSeq lists its product as uncharacterized. NCBI's taxonomy places the organism in Eukaryota, Fungi, Basidiomycota, Agaricomycetes, Agaricales, Schizophyllaceae. The transcript is spliced from 2 exons. Gene Ontology annotation, molecular function: protein binding. The coding region runs from base 108 to 1697 and encodes 529 amino acids. The record is from RefSeq and is a predicted model, not a curated record.